Coprinopsis cinerea okayama7#130 is the source of this 1119-nucleotide messenger RNA. Its product is annotated as acetyl xylan esterase. Gene Ontology annotation, biological process: carbohydrate metabolic process. Gene Ontology annotation, molecular function: hydrolase activity; cellulose binding. The record is from RefSeq and is a predicted model, not a curated record. Bases 1 to 1119 code for a protein of 372 amino acids. Gene Ontology annotation, cellular component: extracellular region. NCBI's taxonomy places the organism in Eukaryota, Fungi, Basidiomycota, Agaricomycetes, Agaricales, Psathyrellaceae. The transcript has 3 exons.
AUGAUUUACGGUUCUUUCCUCCUCAAAUUCGUCACCCUCUCGUUGGUGAGCAGCGCCCUUGCUGCUAUCAACCAGCUCCAGCAGAUCAAUAACUUUGGUCCCAACCCCACCAAUGUGCGGAUGUACCUCUACCGACCCCCGAAUGUGGUCUCCAAUCCCGCAUUGAUCGUCGCAAUGCAUUACUGCACCGGUACCGCCCAAGCCUUCUUCUCUGGCACCCAAUACGCCAACCUCGCGGACACCCACCGAUCCUUCAUCGUCCUCUACCCCAGUGCUCCCGACAGCGGAGGAUGCUGGGACGUCCACACCAACGCCACCCUCACGCACGAUGCUGGAGGUGACUCGCUCGGCAUUGCCAGCGCUGUCCGCUAUGCUAUCCAGAACUACGGUGUCGACCGCAGCCGUGUCUUCAUCACUGGAACCUCCUCCGGUGCUAUGAUGACCAACGUUUUGGCCGGUGCUUACCCAGAUCUCUUUGCUGCUGGUUCUGCCUUUGCUGGUGUCCCAUAUGCCUGCUUCGCUGGUCCCGGCAUGUGGAACAACCAGUGCGCCAACGGUCAAUUGAGCAGGACUCCUCAACAAUGGGGUGACCUUGUUCGCUCCGGAUACCCUGGAUACACAGGCCCACGACCCAGGAUGCAGCUCUGGCACGGUACACAGGACACCACCUUGAGCUACAACAACCACAACGAGGGCAUCAAGCAAUGGACCAACGUUUUCGGCUACACCACCACCCCCGUCCAGACCUUCCAGAACUCUCCUCGCUCUGGCUGGACCCGAUCCGUCUACGGCCCCAACUUCCAGGCUAUUAGCGCUGCCAACACCGGCCACAACCUCCCUGUCCAGGAGAACGAAGCCCUCCAAUGGUUCGGAAUCAUCCCCGGUGCCACCCCACCCCUCGUCACCACCCAACCUCCCAUUACCACUCAACCACCCAUCACCACCCAACCUCCCGUCGUCACCACCACCCAGCCGCCCCCAGUCGUCACCAACCCUCCUGGAACCAACUGCGCCGGCAAGUGGGCUCAGUGCGGCGGCAAUGGCUGGAGCGGUGCUACUUGCUGUGUCUCUGGAUCUACUUGCAACAAGUUGAACGACUGGUACUCUCAAUGCCAGUAA